CCGAUGGGAACUUGCUCACGUUGUGGGAUUUGGAUAGACAUAGAAUUCACGUUCUAGAAGUAGUUAGUACUUUUCGUAGGAGACCCGCAGUGAAUCAGUGAUCCUGCCGCGCGGUUUUUUCAAUUGAGAAGGCGAGCUCAAAUCUUCGUUGUUGUCGGCAGUUGAUGCGAUGCUAGCAGUGAGGAGUUUGGAUAAGUUUUCGCAGAGGAGCACGUUCUUUUUCCAUAAACUCGUUCCGGUAAUGGCAAAUUUGGAGGAACCACAAGGUGUUACCAAACCCUCAAGCAUUGGAGCUGAUGCACUCGAGAGGCGCGAGGACACAGGAGAAGCAUCCUUAUGGAGAAAACAAAAAAGGUUCACAUCUCAAGGAGAUACCGUAAAUGGGGCACUUGCAAGCCGGAGUUGGAAUUAUCAGUCACUUGGUAAUGCUCGCAAUGCUUGGUGUUUGGUAAAUCGUCAUUAUAGCUCCCAUUGCAAUGAUAGGUGCACAGGGGAGCUUUCUAAUAAGUUUCUUAGAAGUAUUCCAGAAUAUAUAAAGAUAGUGGAGGUUGGUCCUAGGGAUGGACUGCAAAAUGAAAAGCAAAUCGUGCCUACUUCUGUAAAGGUCGAGUUGAUAAAAAUGCUAGUUUCCUCAGGGUUGCCCAUUAUUGAGGCUACGAGUUUUGUUUCACCGAAAUGGGUACCACAGCUAGCAGAUGCCAAGGAUGUAAUGGAAGCAAUUCAGAAUGUUGAAGGGGCUAGAUUUCCUGUCUUAACUCCUAAUGUUAAAGGUUUUGAAGCAGCUGUUGCAGCAGGAGCCAAGGAAGUGGCCAUCUUUGCUGCAGCAUCUGAAUCUUUUUCAAAAUCCAAUAUCAACUGUAGCAUUGAAGAGAGUCUUACUCGUUACCGCGAUGUUGCCCUCGCUGCUGGCAAGCUCUCAUUUCCUGUUCGUGGAUAUAUAUCAUGUGUUGUGGGGUGUCCAAUGGAAGGAAUGGUAGCUCCAUCUAAAGUAGCAUAUGUGGCUAGAGAACUUUAUGAUAUGGGUUGCUCUGAAAUAUCACUUGGCGAUACAAUCGGUGUUGGUACCCCAGGUACUGUCAUUCCAAUGCUUGAAGCUGUUAUGAGUUUUGUCCCAGUUGAUAAGCUUGCUGUCCACUUUCAUGACACUUAUGGCCAAGCUCUGUCAAAUAUACUCGUAUCCCUCCAGAUGGGGAUCAGCACAGUCGAUUCAUCAGUUUCUGGUCUUGGGGGCUGCCCAUAUGCCAAGGGUGCAUCUGGAAAUGUUGCAACUGAGGAUGUUGUGUACAUGCUAGAUGGGCUCGGUGUGAAGACAAAUGUGAAUCUCGGUAAGCUCAUGUUGGCUGGGGAAUUUAUCUCUAAGCAUCUGGGACGCCCAUCUGGCUCAAAGACCGCAAUUGCCUUGAGUAAAGUCACAGCUCGCGCCUCCAAGCUAUGAGGUACUAGCUCUAGACCAAUUUACACUUGCAUCUUCCCAUUCCUUAGACAAGUCUCUGAGCAAGCAUCCUACCAUGGGGAUUCCAAUAAAUAAAUUGUAUUGCCACGUCACCAUGUUUGGCACUACGGUUUCCUAGUACACGUGCUGUUACAUGUCUAGCAGACAACCCAAAGAAAGAAAGAAAAAUGAUGUAUAAUGUCAUAUAAUGAUAUAAUAUUCUUUCGUAA
This is a messenger RNA of Carya illinoinensis, 1662 nucleotides long. RefSeq names its product hydroxymethylglutaryl-CoA lyase, mitochondrial-like. The record is from RefSeq and is a predicted model, not a curated record. The transcript is spliced from 9 exons. NCBI's taxonomy places the organism in Eukaryota, Viridiplantae, Streptophyta, Magnoliopsida, Fagales, Juglandaceae. Bases 170 to 1435 code for a protein of 421 amino acids. Gene Ontology annotation, biological process: L-leucine catabolic process; ketone body biosynthetic process. Gene Ontology annotation, molecular function: hydroxymethylglutaryl-CoA lyase activity.